UCUCCUCCGGUACCCGAAUCAGGUUCAGAAUGAAAGAACUAAGGUAGUUUAUAGGUGAGCAUUAAAUCAAGAAUACCGACUUCAUGCUAUGAAUAAAAAAGAUCAACAGAAUUGGAAGCUUUCCUAAUUAGUGACUGACUGUAACCGUACACUAUUUUACUAGCAAAAUCCAUGCAUUAUUUGUUUGAUUUUAAUGAAACGCUCUAUUGAAAUAAAAGCGAAAAAGCUCAUAUUGAUAUUGCGCGUGUGAAAGACGUCUUGGGCAGUGACAAAUCUACCGAUAAUGCGCGAAGUAUACAGGUUUAGGAGGUUAGAAAUCAUUCGUUUACGGGUGGUUGUCCCUAUAUCCUUGUCUUGGAACCACCACUGUCGCUUUGCCCGAAUAAGAACUUCUUCUAGACGCUGAAUCGUGCCCGCGUUCCAAGAUGACUAAAAAUGAUAGCAUUGCAUCACAUGAUACCCGAUGUGCAUGCUGUAUGGAUGACCGUUCAUGGACAUGUGUCCUCGUAGGCGUUAUUACUUUUGGCUUCAUUGGUGGUUGCAUCGCGGCUCUGAUUGUUACACAAACCGGUCUUAUGGAGUAUUACAGACCAACGCCUUACGUGCCACCAAACAAAGCAUUCUCUGUCGACUAUCUUUCGCAAGGUUAUCGAUAUGAUUUUUACAAGGAAAAAGAAACAUAUGAGAACGCUCACCGGAUUUGUGAACUACAUAAUACAUCACUAUUAAUGUUCAACAGCAGUCAGGAGGAAAAGGAAAUUGACUGUUAUUUAAACGUCCGAAAUAACGCAGAAGAAGAGCAGCUCACUUUAUGGCUAAACGAAACAGUUAUAUUUGGAGGGCCACAUAUGUACGCAAGACUUGCUUCGUUUUUUUCCCACAACAGAGAAGAGGUUGUUUUAAAGACGAUCCAGGUCUUUGCAGAAAAUGGGUGUGAUAUCCAGAAAAAUUUCGCCGAAAAUCAAGAAAUGUGGACGGCUGACCAGGAAAACAACUCGACCGAGACAACAUACUACAUAGAGAAAUUAUAUGGAAACAAUGGCUUGCGUAGUAUGACACAAGGAGGCACUAAUGGCUGUUGGAAUCUUGUCCGUUGGAAUUUGGCUUUGGCUAAAAAGCAUAAUUUUAUCUGCAAAUCACAACAGGCAGACGAAAUAGUUGACAAGGUCUCAUACUGGGGAUAUAACCAGCACAAGUCCUUCGCGAAAAUGUAUUGUAAUACAUGAAAAUUCUGCCAGAAUUUGACGUUAUUCCCUACGUUUGUCUGAGCAUCAAAUACCUCAUAGUAAAUAAACAACAAGUUCAAUUCUAGCUAAAGUUAUUUUGCUCCCUUUAUUUGUUAAUUGUGAAUGAAACAACAAAGAGUAGUGCUUCUAACAUCCAUUGGAACCUCCUUUUGACCGAAAUAUUGAACAAAAUGUGACAGAGAUGAUGAGAGACUUGUUAAAACAUUAGGCUGAAAAUCACCAUUCGCUGAUCCUUCCUACUUCUUUGUGUGAUGGUGAUUUUUAUCGUCUUCGAGGUCACGCUCGGCGUGCUCCUCACUGUCAUGUCCGCUGUUGCUGCGGGACUCGGCUUCUAGAUCUUCAAAGUCUUUGGUGUUGCCAAAUGACGAGAGUUCAGAAGCUUUAUUGGUUCCGUAUCCUGUGGCCGUCUACUUCGUUCAACAAUACCUUGUGUAGUAUUAAGAAAAGUAAGUUUUCUUUUGCUAUUUAUAUUUACCUGUCCCAACUGAAAACCAGAACGGGGAGCUUGGUUCUCCUCGGCCUGAUGCUGCUUCGAGUCCGCUGAUUCGUAGUUCUUUUUACCAUGCUGAGUUGCAACAUUAUGGCUCCCAUGAUGAUCCUUGCCGUGGUCCAUUUCAGUCAAAGUUUGACAAAACCGUACAGUUAAGGCGGAGGUAGAUUCAAGAUUAUUGGUUAUUGCGCUCUCGCACUGUCAUUAUAUAGCUGCCCACUCUUAGUUGGUUGCCGAGGAAACACGGGCAUUGGCCAGCAUCAACAAAAUAAUCGAAAACAAAGACUGCUAGUUGGGGAAGUUGGUGAAUGCAUUACUCGGAAACUUUCAUAUUCAGUGAACUCGUGAAUUAAAGAACAGGUUUGGGAUACUAUGUUAGGUUACCAACGUAUUGUUCCGUAACCAGACAGUUAGGCAGAUCGGUCACCAUGGUUUCGACGCAGUAAACAUAAAACCACAUCAUCUUUAGAAAUGUAUCAACCAGCACAGAUUCAGUUUUAUCACCCAAGCCCAUACAGAAUCUAAUGGAACUUCAUUUGUGGGGAAAGAUUUAAUCAUUCGAAACAA
Daphnia magna is the source of this 2304-nucleotide messenger RNA. RefSeq lists its product as uncharacterized. The coding region runs from base 426 to 1226 and encodes 266 amino acids. The record is from RefSeq and is a predicted model, not a curated record. Lineage: Eukaryota; Metazoa; Arthropoda; Branchiopoda; Diplostraca; Daphniidae. The transcript is spliced from 2 exons.